This is a messenger RNA of Ambispora leptoticha, 1068 nucleotides long. The record is from the annotation of a GenBank genome assembly. Lineage: Eukaryota; Fungi; Glomeromycota; Glomeromycetes; Archaeosporales; Ambisporaceae.
AUGGAAUUUCUAAAAAGCACACAAAUAAUUACAAAUACUCUUACACCUAUCAGAGUUCCAGUUAAACACAUCGGUAUAAAAGAAGCCGUUAAAUCAAGUUAUGAUCAGCAAAAGAAAAUCCACGCUUUCUCUAUUGAUUUUUUCAAAGAUGAAACUUCACCAGCAAGCACAGUCUUUGCUAAGCCUGUGACUAAUCAUGGCCUCGCAUCAGCAAUAAUCCAAGCUUACACAAACCAUCAACAUCUUCGUCUUACUCCGGAUGAUAUCUGGCUGACGAUUGCUCAGGGCUUGAGUCGUCAUAUUCAUUAUAAUGCGCAACGCCUCCGUCAUAUUUUUGUAAAACAUAAGGGAAAAGAAGACAUCGUGAUGGACGCUCGUGAAAUACUUUUUACCAAUAAUCUCGAUUCUCCAAUUGUUGGUGAUUGGCCAAAAGCCAUUACCCUUCUUUCAGAUGAAACGGAUAAAAAAGUUGAAAAAGUUGACUUGAAAAAGACUAUUGAAUGUGAUUUUACAACUUCUAAUUUCACAUCCAUCGUAGCUAGCCGUAUCAUCUUACUAGAUACUAUGAAAGAAUAUUUCACCUAUCAAGCGUUGAUAAGUGGCUGUGGAAUUCCAAAAGUUACUCUUGAUGGCACGCUUGGUGAUUGGUUGAAUCUUCAGCAAAAAGUUGCAAAUUUGCGCAGCUUGGGAUUAGAUUUAGAUUUCUGGUUGGAUCACUUGGAACCGGUUAUUGCUAAAUUUGUAGCCACAUAUAAAGGUGAUGUCGACGAGGCAUUUUGGAGCGUUAUUACUUCUCAAGUUCCGUAUCUUAGUAACUCAUUGACGACUGGUUGGGAUGGCUGGAUCACUGCAUUUUUUCCGUAUAAUCGACAUGGAUGGAAAAUCAGCAAAUCUUUAGUUCCUGCAACUUUGCCUGAUGGAAUGGUAAAUGUUCCCUUUACAGCGAAGACUCUUUUCGGCGAUAAAAAAUUGGAAAUUUCAGCAGGCUUCUAUGGAGCUAGACAAGAUAUAAUCGAGAAUGAAAUCGUGGUCUCACCAGUAAUUGGAUGGUAUGUGCAUGAUCCCUAA